AUGGUUUCAAUAGAAUUGAAUGAUUUAGAUGAUGUGAAUAAGCCCUUCAUUCCUCAGGAACCAUUGAUGGAGAAGUACUCCGUGGAAUUCGAAGGGUCCACUAUUUACAUAGAUUCUUUGGACUGGAGAAAAAGUACCCGUUUAAAGAUCCAAAUCAUAGUAUCCUUAAUCAACUUCAUCCUUUUUGGAUUAGCUGAACAAAGUGUAGGUACUUUGAUACCAAUCCUUCAGAAACAAUAUCAUGUCAAUGACAUGCAAACGGCCUGUAUCUUCUUAUCAUCAAUAUCGGGGUAUAUCCUUAUGGGGAUGCUUAAUGGCUAUACCCAUGAUAAGGUAGGACUUAAAGGGAUUUUGAUGAUCGGGACAGCAGCUAUGGUCCUAGGGUAUGGGACUUUUUCUACCGCACCACCGUUUUUCAUUCUCGUGGUAUUUGCUACCUGUAAUGGAAUCGGUUGUGGGGUGUUAGAUGCCGCAUGUAAUACAUGGAUUGGUUCAUUGGUGGACUCCAAUCAAAUUUUGGGGCUUCUUCACGGAUGUUAUGGUUUGGGGUCGAUGUUAUCACCAAGUUUGAUCAGUUACCUCAUUGAAAGGGAAGUUAAUCCCUGGAAAUGGAACCAGUACUAUUUGAUAUUGUGUGGGUUGGCUUUAUCUAUGUUCACCACAUCUUUUUUUGCUUAUAAAUAUGAGACGGCUGCUAAGUAUAAGUACGUGACCAAGCUUAAGAUGGAGAAGGAAGUGGCAGAAGCUGCUGAAGCUGGCCUUGAUGCCGAUUCUGAUGACACUCCUGGUAUUCAAGCUCCCCUUAGUCAGGUGAUGAAGAAACCUUUGGUUUGGGUACUUUCAUCUAUCCUUUUCAUCUAUGUCGGGGCAGAGGUAGGAUUCGGGGCGUGGUUGAUCUCUUUCCUCACCAGAAUCAAUCACCUCCCCUUUGGCCAGUCUUCUCAUAUCGCCACUACCUUCUGGUGUGGACUUAUGAUGGGUCGAACAACGUUAGGGUUUGUCACAGCCCAUUAUUUCUCCACAGAGCUUAGUGCAAACUUCACUUACAUCUCGUUAUCGGUAUUGGGGUACACAUUGUUCUAUAUCUUCUCCUUCACCAAGUUUGUGCCAUUAAUAUUCAUCAUUGUAGCGUUCACAGGUUAUGUUGUGGGACCUAUCUUCCAGACCACCAUAGUAGCAUCCAUAGGGAUCCUUCCAUCGUCGUUCCACACUUCGGGAGUGGGAUUUAUCUGUGCUAUUGGAGGUUCAGGAGCAGCAGGAAUUCCUUUCUUGGUGGGGGUGAUUGCCCAAUCCAGUAAGACGGGAUUAAGGGUGUACCCAUUAGUGAUACUUGGUCUUUAUGUGAUUCUUUGGGGGUUAUGGAUGUACAUUGUCAGGAGGUUUAGUGGAAGUUACCGGAAGGCACAGUAG
This is a messenger RNA of Yamadazyma jaroonii, 1410 nucleotides long. The record is from the annotation of a GenBank genome assembly. NCBI's taxonomy places the organism in Eukaryota, Fungi, Ascomycota, Pichiomycetes, Serinales, Debaryomycetaceae.